AUCGUAAAUGCAACGGCUAGAAAGAAGUUGGGAAAGGGGCCAAUUGGAAUGGAUUUGAUGUUUUCCUCGGUGUUGUGGUGUUCCCGCACCCACGGUACCCCUACCGCACCAUGCGGUGUUGGCACACCCUUUGGCAAUCAAAUAAGACAUGCCCGACCCGUAUGUGUCGGACCUAGGUUCGUCGGCUAUACCGGAGGACGCUGAACACGUCUGUAAGUUCGCAGGCGGCACUGAUGGUCUGAUGCGGCGGCGCCUUCGGCCUUCCCCUACUAUGCUCUUCUAUCUCCACUCGAAAACCCUAACUUCUCCGUUCUCUAACCUUUAAUUCGCCUUUUACUAUUUUCGAUUGGUAAAUUAUAAUCUCUAGUUACUGCAGAUUCAAGCUAUCAUUCAACAAAGAAGAAGAAGACUCAGCCGGAUGAAACGUAAUUCGGAUUCGGUAGACGACUCAAUGGAUGCAAUUCAGAACCAGAUGUCAUCGAUCGCGUUAAACGCUUCAAUUGGCGCGAGUAGCUUGCCGAGGGCGGCAGGAUCGCGGAGGUGAAUGAUGGAGUGUUGCUGGAACUGGCUUUUGGUUAACUGCACGAAUACGAGAUGGAAUGGAAGUAUGCUGGUAAUAUGGACACAAUAGCUGGAGUUUAAAAGGAAGGAAAAAAGCAUUGGGAGUUGGAAGGCAUCCAAUGAAGUAAUGCAUAGUGGGCCCCACCCAUAUCUCCCUUCAAAUAACACCAAUAUGCAAAGAAAACAAAAAAGAUUAGCCUCUUUAUGUAGUGGUGCUUCAUUUCAUGAUUACCCCACUCAAAUCUUACACAAUUUCACAUCUUUUAAUCACAAAAUUAUUGCCUUUUUAACACACCCAAAAUUAGAUUACAUAAUUUUAGACAUCAUAAUUAAAAGUUACCUUAAAACAUGUAUUUUAUAUGAUUUUUAAAAUCAGGGUUAAUGUCAUGAGCAAUAAAAAAAAACUAAAAUCUUUUGUUACCUUCUGAAAAUAUUAUUUAUAAUAUAAAAAGACAAAAAAUAAAGAUAUAAACUUUUUAAAAUAUAAUAUUUAAUUUCUGUAAUUAUAAAAUUUGUAAGAUAAUGUUGUUUUUCAUAAUUUUGUAAAAAGUAAUAGUUUGAUAAUUAAAAAAAUGAUUUGUUUUAAUUUUUAAAUAAUCAAUCAAAAUCACAUCCAUGCAAAGGAAGGGGGAGAAAAAGGCUUAAUGCGUAUUUCACUAUAUCGUCCAUUAAACAAUUUACGCCACACCCACACCGGUCUUUACAUACUUCCAUCCCCAAAAAAACACCCCCCUCUUCCCUCAUACCUCACCCAUUUCUCCGCCGCUCAUCCAUCUCCGGUGGCGUCGCCUCCGUUAAUUGUUUCACCAACACAUCGGAGUUUACAUAUAAGAGAGGUUUCCGGUUAGUAAUUGGCGGAGAUGUAUAAGAAUCAGCUGCAAGAGCUAGCGCAGAGAAGCUGCUUCAACCUCCCAUCUUAUACGUGCAUCAGGGAAGGACCUGACCACGCGCCGAGGUUCAAGGCCGUCGUUAAUUUCAACGGCGACUCCUUUGAAAGCCCUAACUAUUUCUCCACUCUCCGUCAGGCUGAGCACGCCGCCGCCGAGGUCGCUCUCUCCUCCCUCUCCUCCCACUCCCUCGCCGCCAGAAUCCUCGAUGAAACUGGGGUUUACAAGAAUCUAUUACAAGAAAUUUCACAAAGAGUCGGUGCACCAUUGCCACGUUACACAACUUACCGGUCCGGUUUAGGACACCUACCUGUGUUCACCGGCAUAGUCGAACUCGCCGGAAUUACAUUCACCGGUGAACCCGCAAAAAACAAAAAACAAGCGGAAAAAAACGCUGCCAUGUCAGCAUGGUCAUCUCUCAAACAUUUGGCAAAACAAGACGCGAGUUCAUCGACUGAACCGGAGAAUAACGAUGAACAGGAACAAAUCAGAAUCGCGAGAGCACUUAUGAAUUACAAAUUAAAACAAAAAAUUGGAAAAGUCAACUACGUUGACCACAACCCAAUAGCUUUUGAUAAAAAAUUCACUACACCUUCACCACGACCACCUAGCCCACAACGAGCGCCGUUAACGUCGUCAAAAAUACUUCCAUUCUUGUACCAAAAACAUGAACCAUCAUCAUCAUCUCCAUCAUCGUCAUCAUUACCAUCACCACAUCAAAACCAAAACCGCCCGACCUGCCCGGCUUAUGUUCCGAUGCGGUACUACAGGCCGCUUGCACCGCCGGUUACUAUGAGAACCGCGGUGCCGGUUUUCUCUGCGCCGCCUGUUCGGCAGGUGGUGCAGAAUAGACCGGUGAAGGUGGCACCGCCUAUCUGUGUGAGACAGGCGGUGCCGGUUUUUUCUGCUCUUCCUACUCUGGUUAAGAAAGAGGAGGGGUUGAAGGUAAAUGAGUCUGAAGCGGUUAAGUGUCUAGAAAAUCUUAAAUUAUGAGAGGGUUAUGAAUGAUUGUUGAAUGUUGUUAAAUGGUUUAUGUUUUUUUUUUUUUAAUAUUUGGUU
Messenger RNA from Lactuca virosa, 2507 nucleotides. Lineage: Eukaryota; Viridiplantae; Streptophyta; Magnoliopsida; Asterales; Asteraceae. The record is from the annotation of a GenBank genome assembly.